AUGUCCGGCGGCGACAACCCGUUGGCCUACGGUCGCUACUAUGGCGAGAGCGACAACACGCAGGGCGGAGAGCGCGGCCUGAGCGACAGUGCGAGAGGGCUUUUGUCUGACGGUUUGAAGAAGUUCAAGGGCCACUACAGCCAGGGCCAGCAGCAGCAGAACUACAACUACGGCGCCGGCACGGGACCGUCCCAGAGUGGAAGCUACGACCAGCAACAACCACAGCAACAGCAACAGCAACAGCAACAACCACAACAACAACAUCAAUACCAGCAACAGCCACAACAGUACCAAGAUCCCAACAGACCACCCCGACAAGACAAGCUGUCCGGCUUCCUCGGAAAGUUCCAGGACACUGUUUCGGACGUCGGCUCCCAGUUGGCCCAGAAAAUCGGCACCACACUCGACGCCGAUGGCUACUCGCAGUAUGGCUCCAGCAGUAACAACAACCCCAAUAACGCCCAACGCUUCAAGAGCUUCGCGCCACCGCGUGAAAACAACGACGUCAAAUGGCAUGUCGACGGCUUCUCCUACUUCUGGGCCGUGUCGCGCGCCCUGGAGAGCGCCAAAGAGUCGAUCUGGAUUCUAGACUGGUGGCUGUCUCCCGAGUUAUAUCUACGACGUCCGCCAGCAAAGAACGAGCAGUACCGCCUCGACCGCAUGUUGCAAGCCGCCGCCCAGCGAGGAGUCCGCGUCAACAUUAUAGUCUACAAGGAGGUUGAAAAGGCGCUCACCUUAAGCUCGGAGCACACCAAGCACAGCCUAGAAGCCCUGCAUCCAAACAUCUUGGUUUUCCGCCAUCCCGAUCAUCUGCCAGACACCAACGAAAUCAAAAACUCCCUCGCUGCGUCCUUUCAGAACCUGUCCUUUGACGGUGCCAGUCUGUCAAAGCUCCCAAGUGACACUGUCAAGGCAUUUUACGGCACAAAAGGCGACACUGUCCUGUUCUGGGCUCAUCACGAAAAGCUUUGCCUAAUCGAUGGCAAAAUUGCGUUCAUGGGCGGCCUCGACCUUUGCUUUGGGCGCUGGGAUACCAACCAACACGCCAUUGCUGACGUCCACGCAGCCGACCUGCGCGAAAUCGUGUUCCCGGGCCAGGACUACAACAAUGCCAGAGUCCUUGACUUUCAAGAUGUGUCGCACUGGGAGCAGAAUCAGCUAGACCGAAAAGCUACCGGUCGCAUGGGAUGGUCCGAUAUUUCCAUUAGUCUCAGGGGCCCUGCAGUCGAAGACUUGCGCAGACACUUUGUGGAUCGCUGGAACUACAUUUUCGAUACAAAGUACUAUGCUCGCAACGAAACGAAAUACCAAAAGCUGAGUCUCUAUCGGCAGUCUGGCUAUGGUAAUCAACCCGGCAACGCCCCUCCAGGAAAUGCCCCAGGAAAUGCUCCUCCAGGGGCUCCUGUACCCCCUGUCGCCGCAACGCAGCAGUCUCAACACCCACAGCCACCCAAUCAAGGCCAACUGAGCCAGGAUCCUCAUUGGCAGCAAUCUCAACACCCACAGUGGCAAGGUCAGCAGUCUACUGCACAACAGUCCUACCCUCCGCCUCCAAUCCAAGGUCAAAGCCAAGGACAGCAGCAGCAGCCACAGUGGCAGGGCCAGCAGGGUCAACAGUCUCCCGCUGCACAGAGCUAUCCUCCACCUCCAGGACAACAGCAGCAAUCUCAACAACCGCAAUGGCAGGGUCAACAACAGGGUCAGCAGUCUCCGGCCACACCAGGUUAUCCUCCACCUCCGGCAAGUCAGCCACAACAGCAGGAGCAGCCUCAAUGGCAAGGGCAAUCUUCGACUACUCAGAGCUACCCUCCGCCUCCAAGCCAAGGACAGCAGCAGCAACCGCAAUGGCAGGGCCAGCAGUCUCCGGCUACGCAGAGCUAUCCCCCGCCCCCAGACAGCCACGGACAGCAGCAACAGCAGUGGCAAGGUCAGCAGCACGAUUCUAGCACUAGCACCCCCCAAAGUGGACAAUACUUUCCUCCGCCGCCACCAGGACCACCUCCGUCUACCGGCACCGAGUAUACAAGUCAAGACCCCUCUCACCAAGGAUACGGUUCUAGUCAAUAUGGAUCACAUACUCAAACCCCAACUCAAGCCCCGUAUUUUGCUCCGCCGCCAACUCAAGGAACUCAAGAAUCGCAGCAAUCCCAGAGUCGAGGCGUAUAUGAAGAGGGAGAUCUUUCACGAGGCUACGGCAGCAAUCUGCCAGGCUAUAGCACCGAAUACCAAGGCAAUGGCAGAUCUACCUCCCAGAACUUCUUGACGGAUGUCCGCGGACUAGGCCACUCUCUGCGUGGCCAACUCGCUGGCCAGGUCCAUCAGUACCAGGACAAAUACAUAACCAAUCUCGGACGACCAGCCGGUACUCAGUUGUGUCAGGUUGUGCGAAGCUGCUCUCAGUGGAGUGCAGGCAUCCAGACAGAACACUCUAUUCAGGACGCCUACAUUGCGGCGAUCCACAACAGUCAGCAUUUCGUAUACAUUGAGAACCAAUUCUUCAUUACUGCUACAGGCGAUGACCAAAAGCCGGUCCAGAACAAAAUCGGUGCUGCUAUUGUGGAACGUGUUCUUCGUGCUGCCCGUGCCGGCCAGAAAUACAAGAUCAUCGUCGUCAUCCCCGCUGUCCCUGGGUUUGCAGGUGAUUUGCGAGAUGACUCGUCUCUAAGUACUCGGGCAAUCAUGGAGUUUCAAUACAAUUCAAUCAACAGAGGCGGACACAGUAUCAUGGAGCUUAUCGCUAAGGAGGGAUUUAACCCAAUGGAGUAUAUCCGGUUCUAUAACCUUCGCAACUACGACAGAAUCAACACCAACAGCACAAUGUUGCAGGCCGAGAAAGCUAGCGGCGUCAGCUAUGAAGACGCUCGUAGAUACCAUGACGUCGCCGAAGUUGGCUCCGGUGGCUAUGGGCCGGGAGCACCGGCAAAAGCAUUCGACACCACCCAGCCUUACGACCAAUAUCAAAAGGCGGCGACUGCGUACCCCUCUGCAACAUCUGGUCGCUGGGACUCGGUUAGCGAGUGCUACAUGCUUGGUGGCGAGGACAUUCGCAAAGUGCCAUGGGACAGUGAUCUUCCCGAAAUCGAUGCUUUUGUUAGCGAGGAACUCUAUGUUCACAGCAAGGUCCUGAUUUCGGAUGAUCGGAUUGCAAUUGUUGGUUCGGCUAACCUGAACGACCGAUCACAGCUCGGUAGCCACGAUUCAGAAAUCGCUCUUGUGAUCGAGGAUCCCACGCCUCUUGACUCGCAGAUGGAUGGUAAACAAUGGCAAGCUAGUAGAUUUGCCGCCUCUUUACGGCGAGAAUUGUCCCGCAAACACCUUGGUCUGCUCAAGCCUCAGGACUACACUCGGCCGAAUGCCAACUGCGAGCCAGUGGGCGUGCCAAACGAAGCGGACCUUAAUUCGCCCGAAAGUCAAGUGGUUGCCGAUCCUCUUUCAAGCACUUUCCAAAGCCUCUGGAACUCGCGCGCACGGACAAACACCGAGGUCUUCCGCAAGGUGUUUAACCCAGUCCCUGACGACUACGUCCGCAACUGGGAUGCGUACAAAGAGUUUUACGAGUAUAACUUCCGCAAAGCCGACGUGGAGGCAGAGGGGAAGCGGGUCACUCGACCUGGCAGAUACGAGUGGGGCCAUGUCGUUCGCGACAACUUUGCGCCUGGGCCAGAGGGUGCGCAGCAAGUCAAGGAGCUGCUGAGCCAGGUGAAGGGUACUCUCGUCGAGAUGCCGCUGAUGUUUUUGAUCGAGGAGGACAUUGCCAAGGAGGGAUUGACUCUGAAUGCCUUGACCGAGGAGGUCUACACAUAG
This is a messenger RNA of Talaromyces rugulosus, 3804 nucleotides long. RefSeq lists its product as uncharacterized. The transcript has 4 exons. The record is from RefSeq and is a predicted model, not a curated record. Gene Ontology annotation, biological process: cell motility. Lineage: Eukaryota; Fungi; Ascomycota; Eurotiomycetes; Eurotiales; Trichocomaceae. Gene Ontology annotation, molecular function: catalytic activity. Bases 1 to 3804 code for a protein of 1267 amino acids.